Molecule: messenger RNA, 1731 nt
Organism: Ilyonectria robusta
Lineage: Eukaryota; Fungi; Ascomycota; Sordariomycetes; Hypocreales; Nectriaceae
Product: major facilitator superfamily domain-containing protein
Exons: 6
Coding region: 1-1731 (576 amino acids)
Biological process (GO): transmembrane transport
Molecular function (GO): transmembrane transporter activity
Source: RefSeq, a predicted model, not a curated record
AUGUUCACUGCUACGAAGGAAAAGGAGCCACGUCAUGAAUAUGAGCGACAGGACGAUGAGAAGACAGCUCCGCCUGCGUCGGACAAUGCGACGCAGCCCGCGGACCCCACCGACUUCUUCUACCCUUCAGGCUUUAAACUCGCCCUCCUUCUAAUCUCCAUCUACAUCGGGAUGUUUCUCGUGGCAUUGGAUAAACUCAUCAUCACGACCGCGAUACCCGCCAUAACCAACGAAUUUCACGCAGCGAAUGAUGUCGGCUGGUACGGCACGGCCUACUUGCUGCCCAACUGCGCCUUUCUACUGGUAUUCGGAAAACUAUACACUUUCUUGGAUGUCAAAGCCACUUUCCUGGCUGCGGUCCUACUAUUUGAGAUUGGCUCGGCCAUCUGCGGCGCGGCGCCGAGUUCAAUCGCUUUUAUUAUUGGCAGGGCCAUUGCGGGCCUGGGAGCUGGAGGCGUUCAGUCUGGCGUCAUCACCAUCAUCGUCUACGCUGUUCCGCUCGAGAAACGGCCUCUAUACCAGGGCCUCUUUGGUGUUGUUUAUGGUAUCUCGUCAGUUCUAGGCCCUCUGGUCGGCGGCGCCUUCACCACCAACGUCACCUGGAGAUGGUGCUUUUACAUCAACCUUCCUUUGGGAGGCGUUGUAAUGCUAUUUGUCUUCCUCUUCCUGCAUAUCCCGAGUCGUUCCAAGAACACAAACACUCUGAAGCACAAACUUCAGCAGCUCAAUGCCGAGGGCUUGAUCGCUCUCAUCCCCGGGGUAAUUUGCUUGUGCCUGGCCCUACAAUGGGGUGGUUUCACCUACAGUUGGAGCGACGGACGCAUCAUCGCAUUGCUUGUGCUUGCUUUCGUACUGUUGAUCACCUUCGUCUUGAUCCAAAUCUGGAAGCCGGAGCGAGCCACGGUCCCACCACGCAUUUUUAUCCAGCGUAGCAUUGCCAGCGGCUUCUUCGUGAGUUGUUGCAUUGGCGCGCACCAGACGUUGUUGCUCUACUAUCUUCCCAUCUGGUUCCAGGCUAUCAAGGGCGACUCGGCCGUCGAGAGCGGCAUCCACCUCCUGCCACAGGUGCUUGCUCUUGUUGUUGCGUCCAUCCUCACUGGCGUACUAACAGGCCGCGUCGGCUACUACACGCCCUUCUUGAUCUUCGGCAUUUGCGUCACAGCGGUUGGUGCCGGUCUACUCACCACCCUCGGUAUCGACUCGACGAUGGGCCAGUGGAUCGGUUACCAGAUCCUGUACGGCUGGGGCUUUGGCGCUUGUAUCCAGGCUCCUAACAUGGCUGCUCAAACGGUGCUACCACGCGAGGAAGUUUCUAUCGGGGCCUCACUUAUGCUUUUCGCUCAGACCCUUUUCGGUGCCAUCUUUGUCUCCAUCGGCCAGAACGUCCUCGACGGUGAACUCAGCAGACGGCUCGCCGGCAUUACAACCAUCACCCCCAAACAAAUUGAGAAUGCUGGCGUCACCGGCAUCUUGGAAACUGUCCCACCUCAGCAUCACACGAUAGCCCUGGAGGCCUACAAUGAUUCUCUGCGCGUAUGCUUCCAAGUCGCUCUCGUUGUGUCUUGUCUUUGCAUUCUUGGCGGACUCGGCAUGGAGUGGCGAAGUGUGAAAAAGCAGAAGGAGAAGAAGGACGCAAACUAUGCAUUCUCGAUUAAUCUGACCGGGGCUACGUUUGAUCAGGAGAAAGAUGAGUGUGAGGAUGCAGCCACUGGAAAGAAUGCAGGGUUUUGA